This is a messenger RNA of Podarcis lilfordi (Lilford's wall lizard), 999 nucleotides long. The record is from the annotation of a GenBank genome assembly. NCBI's taxonomy places the organism in Eukaryota, Metazoa, Chordata, Lepidosauria, Squamata, Lacertidae.
AUGUCUGCCAAUGUCUCCCCUGGUCCCCUCCUCUCCAAACCCCCCCUGCGGGUGAAAGAAGGCUCCCAGGUAGUCAGAUGGCUGAGCUUAGUUUCCGGCCUCCAGAUAUCUGCAUUCCUGGUGGAUAUUUUGUCCUUGCCGAUGUGCAUUGUGUCAACACUCAGUGUCAACUGGAGAGUGUGGCGUGUGGAAAACGUCAAGGGGAUUGGCUCUGGAAACAUCUGGAUUGGAAUCUGGCAGGUCUGCUUUUGGAAAGACCCUUCUAACGACGGCAACUCUUUUUGGCAUUGCGAAGAUCUCAAUGAGCAACAUCCAACCCUCCCGAAGGAAAUUUUUAUUGCACAGGAUUUAAUGGCAUUAGCUUCCAUUAUGAAUUCAGUGGCCCUGGGAUUAAUUUCAUUUGCCUUGUACAAUGUGUUCAAGCCCAGAAAACAUAAGGAUUUUCUCUUUCGCUUUUUUAGGCUUGGAGCUCUGCUGAACUUAGUUGCAGGGAUACUCGUCCUGAUUUCUGUGGUAUGGAACAUGUCUGCUGUCUUACAAAAUGGGGAAAUUGACUUCCCUGAAACUUUUGAAUUGCCUCAAAUUCCCAGCGAGCAGCAUAUUGGACCUUCUAUUUAUCUAGGCUAUAUCGCUGCGGGUUUCCAGCUGCUGAGUGCAGCAUUGGUUGGGAUUGAGAGAUGUUGCAUCAGGACCACCACAACAGAUACAUCUCUAAUAGAAACUGUAGUGGUGAUUACCCCAGGAAGUGGGGUGAAAAGCCAGAGUCUAACUACUUGUUCGAAGUGUGGUUCUUUGCUAGAUCUGGUAAUUCAAGAGAAAUCCUCCACAGUGGAGAUGGAGGAAAGCUGUGCAAGUGAUCUUGUCAUUCCUGAGGAAUCCUGUGCAGUAGAGAUGGAGGAAAGCCGUACGCCCCAAAGCUCACCUGAAGGACAUCAAAGUCCACCUGAAGUCCCAAAACAUACUAUUAUACAUGUUAUACCCUACAACAGGGAGUCGUAA